Molecule: messenger RNA, 1152 nt
Organism: Sporothrix brasiliensis 5110
Lineage: Eukaryota; Fungi; Ascomycota; Sordariomycetes; Ophiostomatales; Ophiostomataceae
Product: 26S proteasome regulatory subunit N9
Exons: 1
Coding region: 1-1152 (383 amino acids)
Biological process (GO): ubiquitin-dependent protein catabolic process
Cellular component (GO): cytosol; nucleus; proteasome regulatory particle, lid subcomplex
Molecular function (GO): structural molecule activity
Source: RefSeq, a predicted model, not a curated record
AUGAGCGCAGAGGCGUUGACCGACUUCCUCGACGAGCAGCGCGAUGCGGCGCCGGCCGAGCUGCAGGGCGCCAUCCUCGAGAUCGAAAACCUGUGGGAGCGGAAGCUGUGGCACCAGCUGACCGAUGCGUUGCUGGUGGUGUUCAACGACGAGCAGAGCGAAGACCUGCGGCUGCCUUUUUUCAAGGUGUUUGUGCUCAAGUUCGCCGACAAGAUCAACCAGCUCAAGUUUGUCGACCUCGCAUUGAAGGCCGCCGAGUCAUGUAAGGACGACAACGAGCGGUUGGCCUUCCUCGAGUCCGUCACCAAGCGGGUCGACCACGAGGACUCGCAGGACGCCUUUGUGUUUGCCACCAUUGCCGUGGCGCGGGUCAAGCUGUCGCUGCGCGACUUUGACGGCGCCCGCAGCGACCUCGACAAGGCCGAGCGCGUGCUGGACACGUUUGACGCCGUCGAGAAUAUUGUGCACGCCGCCUUCUACGACACCAGCUCACUCUACUACCAGGCCAAGCUCGACUUUGCCCUCUACUACCGCAACGCCCUGCUCUACCUGGCCUGCGUCGACGUGGCCUCGCUCGACGCCGACGACCGCCACGACCGCGCCUACAAGCUGAGCUUGGCUGCCCUCGUGUCCUCCAGCAUCUACAACUUUGGCGAGCUGCUGCUGCACCCCAUUCUCGACGCCCUGACCACCGAGGACGAGGACGACGCCUGGCUGCGCGAGCUGCUUUUUGCUUACAACCGCGGCGACCUGCGCGCCUACGAGCGCCUGUCCGAGCACAUUGCCGGCAACUCCCUGCUGAACAAGCACAGCGGACAGCUGCGCCAGAAGAUUUACCUGGCCGCGCUGACCGAGGCCGUCUUCCGCCGCCCGCCGCACCAGCGCUCCAUGACGUUCGCCACCAUUGCGCAGGAGACCAACGUGCAGCCCGAUGAGAUUGAGCACCUGGUGAUGAAGGCGCUGAGCUUGGGCCUGCUGCGCGGCACCAUUGACCAGGUCGACGAGGUAGCGCACAUCAACUGGGUGCAGCCUAAGGUGCUGGAUAUGAAGCAGAUCGACAACAUGCGGCAGCGGUUAGGAGAAUGGGGUACCAGCGUCAACCAGCUCGGAAAUUGGAUCGAGCAGGUGGGCCAGGACGUCUGGGCGGCAUGA